UAUUUAAAUGUUCACAGAAUAAUUUUAUAAACAUGCAUUUAUCUGGUGAAAAUGGCACUAUUUUUAGAAGAGCGGAGGAACGUUUUGUUGAUGUUUGGUGUUGAAGGGCACAAUUCGCAAGGCGGGUAAGCGUAAACAUAUCGCACCUGUGAGAUGCGAUACGUUGAUACUGCUGUGUAAAGUAGUCAGAUUCCAUUAUUACAACCAUAUACUGAGUUGGGAAUGAAAGACGUCCACAGAAUGCCUAAACAGGGAAAACAUGACAAAAUGGAGUGGGAGAGUCCACCAAAGGCAAAAGAAACACAAUCGUAUUUUAACCCGGAUGAAGUAGACUUAUAUAAAUUUGAUAAAGAGAAAAAAGGAUGGAGAGGACCUAUUUUAACUCCAACAACCUUGAGCAAGUUCAAAACCCAGGGACGUUCAUUUGAAAAGGUGACCAAAUUGAUGAAGAACAAAGAAAAACAGACAGAGUUGCAAAAAACUGCCAAAAUAGAAGUAAAUAAAGAGGCAUUGGAUGGCAAUUACUCUGACGAUUUCUCAGAUGAAGACAAUGGAGAGGGAGACAAUGUCAGCGUUGUGACAAAAGAAGCCUUGAAACAGCCCCCAGUGGUUGAGAGACCCUUUUCCAGCCUAGCCAAGGACAGUCCAGCAAGAUACACCAACUGGUCUGGACCCAGCAAAGUGAACAUUAAUAAAUUAAAACAAGACUUUCAAUGGAUCCGACCAGCAGGUGGAAAUGGUGACAGUUUCACGUCUCCGUCACAGCAACUAAUCCGCAUGGGAAAAGUUAUGGAGGAGAAAGAAAAGGAAAUUGAAACACUUAGGAACCAAUUGCUUAAAGCUCACCAAGACAAUUAUAAGCUCAUUCAACAGUUACAAAAUUUUCAUGGUGACCACUAUGAGCAACUCAAAGUAGACAAUGCCAAAUUGAAAAAUCAGUCUCAGAGGCUGCAGCAUGAAAAUGUCAAACUCAUAGGCCUUCUUAGGCAACAGGGCAACAAAGUUUUAAACAAACUGGAAUACGAGAGGGAAAUGGAAGAAAUACAUGGAUUUAAGCCCAAAAACUGCAAUUCCUGGAAAAUGACUAAAAUAUCUAAAACAAAGACUGCUUCAUUUAAUUCACCUAGAAAGAGGAGUGUCAGUUUUGGAAAUACUCAGGUGAAAGCUUCCAGUGAAUGUAGCUAUGGUGGAGAGAGUUUUGAAGACUUGGACUCGAGGGAUGUUACUGAAGACAAAACUACUCAAAUUGGACAAUCUGAAACACAUUAGUUGCUAGAUGUUGGUACUUGAUGUGAAAAAAAGGAAUGUGUAAAAAUUGAAUCUUGCUAGUACCAUUACUAUUAUUAUACUUGUCCUUCUUUAGGUGGAUGUUAGGAUGGUAUCUUUCACUUCACCGCUGCCAAAGGCUUUCUAGUAAAAGUCAUUUUUGGCCCGUGAGCUGCCAUUUAUGUACUGCUUAAAUGCUGUGAUAUAUUUGAAUUUUGCAAGCAUACUUUUUAAUUGUCAAAUUUCUUUUAACAUUGGUUGACAGCUUAACUGUGAUAUUCAAGUUACCAAAGACCAUAUGCAAUACAAAUAUUCAAAUUGAAACAUUGCUUGCUUUAAGGAGGAAGGCAAAAGUAAAGAUGACAUUCCUACUUUUUUUAGAAAAACCAAAUUAUCAAAAGGGGCAUUGUGACACAAGUGUAAUAUUCUUAUUGUUGGAAUAUAACUAUAAGGAAGGUUUGACAUUUAAAAAUGCAUGUUUAUUUUGGUUGUUUACUUUCCUUGUCAUAAGAUGACCUGUAUUCACCGUAAUUAUGAUAUUGCAACAACCUUUGUCCUUUUCUCUAUACCUGACUAACUGUAAAACUUCUUAUUAAACAAUGUAUAAAUUUACUUUCAAAUUUAAAUUACAUAAAUUAAAGACACAAAGGGUGUCUUUUGAUCUCAAUAAAAUACUAAAUUAU
Messenger RNA from Lingula anatina, 1949 nucleotides. RefSeq lists its product as uncharacterized. Lineage: Eukaryota; Metazoa; Brachiopoda; Lingulata; Lingulida; Lingulidae. The record is from RefSeq and is a predicted model, not a curated record.